AGCUUUCCACAAAGGAGAGUCAUAGGGUUGAGAGCUUAUUAUUACACUUAUUUCUUCCAUACUUACUAUAAAGAACCUUACACCGUUUGUUGAUCAGAUUCCAAAGAAUUUUCAUAAGAAAAGCGUCAUUCAUAUGUUGAGGUCUCUUAAUGACUAGACCACCCUCAUUCUUGAGGAAACAACAAAUGUCUCAUCCAACUAGAUGAGGUCUCCGAGAUUGGUCAGAUCUCUUCAUUAAAAACUUCUUUCAUGCCAUAUGGUAGGAUGAGUAAUCCAUGAGUUUUUUUUUACAAUUAAACUGAGAAAAAGAAAAAUCAGAAAAAUCAGAUUAAACAAGUAGAACAGAACCUAGAAUCUAUGGCGCGAUAAACCUCCCAUCUUCUCAAUCCUAGAAAUCAAAACCGAUAAAUGGAUGUGUUGUUUGUGACAAAAUUUAAUCUAAGGGCUGAUAUUAAAAACUAUUUGUUUAAUACAAAGAAAGAAAGAAAGAAUUUAAGUAAAAAAAUAAAAUAAUGAGAGAAUUGAAACGAUUUCCUUGGUACUCCCUCUCUUUCCGCUCCAUCUUCUAUGUAUGUACCACUCAUCACCACCACCGCCGCCACUUUCUCCGCCGCCGUCUCUCUCAGUUCGUCACUGUGGCAUCACUCUUCAAAGGGAAUUUGAUUUCUUUCAAAUUUUGUGGAGCAGAAAGAUUUGGCCGGCGCUGGGAUGGCGAGCAUCGUUGAUGGAACAGACGGAGAAAGUGGCGGCGACGAUGGCGAUGAUCAGUAUAAUAAGAAGAAGAGCCGGCGAUGACUAUGAAAGAUGAUGGAAAAGAACAAAAAUUGAAAACUUAACUAUGAAUUUUGAAGACGAGAAAGAAUUUGAUCCUGCAAUGUUGAUGGAUGAAGAUGAAGAAAUAACUCAAGAAGAUGCUUGGACUGUUAUUUCUUCAUACUUUGAAACCAAUGGUUUAGUUCGUCAACAACUCGAUUCAUUCGACGAGUUCAUCCAAAAUACAAUGCAGGAAAUUGUUGAUGAAUCUGCUGAUAUUGAAAUUCGACCUGAAUCACAGCAUAAUCCAAGUCACCAAUCGGAUUUCGCUGAGAUGAUUUAUAAGAUAAAGUUUGGGCAAAUUUACUUGAGUCAACCGUUGAUGACUGAAUCUGAUGGAGGAACUUCUCCCUUGUUUCCCAAGGCAGCUAGGUUACGGAAUCUUACUUAUUCAGCUCCUUUGUAUCUUGAUGUUUCGAAGAGUGUUAUUAAGAAAGGACAUGAUGGUGAGGAAGUUACUGAGACUCAGGAUUUCCCCAAAGUUUUCAUCGGCAAGGUUCCUAUAAUGCUUCGGUCUAGUUACUGCACGCUAUAUGGGAAGGAUGAGAAUGAUUUGACUGAGCUUGGAGAGUGUCCGUAUGAUCAAGGAGGAUAUUUCAUUAUUAAUGGAAGUGAGAAGGUUCUCAUUGCUCAAGAGAAGAUGAGCACCAAUCAUGUCUAUGUGUUCAAGCAGAGUCAGCCUAAUAAGUAUUCCUUUGUGGCUGAAGUUCGGUCCAUGGCAGAGUCCCAGAACAGACCACCUAGCACCAUGUUUGUGCGCAUGCUAUCUCGAGCUAGUUCCAAAUGGGGUUCUGCAGGACAAUAUAUACGUGUUACUCUUCCUUACAUCCGGACCGAAAUUCCUAUUUUUAUUGUGUUUCGGGCAUUGGGAUUUGUCGCUGACAAGGAUAUACUACAACAUAUAUGCUACGACUUCUCGGAUACUCAAAUGAUGGAGUUGCUUCGUCCUUCCUUGGAAGAAGCAUUUGUGAUACAAAAUCAACAGGUUGCACUCGACUACAUUGGGAAAAGAGGAGUCACUGUAGGUGUAACUAAGGAAAAGAGAAUUAAGUAUGCUAAGGGCAUCCUUCAAAAGGAGAUGCUUCCACAUGUUGAUGUUGAAGAGCAUUGCGAGACAAAAAAAGCGUACUAUUUUGGAUAUGUCAUUCACCGGCUACUACUGUGUGCACUUGGGCGGAGGGCUGAAGAUGAUAGGGAUCAUUAUGGAAACAAGAGGUUAGACCUGGCAGGUCCUUUACUUGGUGGUCUCUUUAGACGGCUAUUCAGAAAGUUAACUAAAGAUGUCAGGGGUUAUGUACAGAAGUGUGUUGAUAAUGGGAAGGAUGUUAACCUUCAAUUUGCUAUCAAAGCAAAAACCAUUACUGAUGGACUUAAAUACUCACUUGCUACUGGUAACUGGGGGCUAGCAAAUGCUGCGGGUACUAGAGCUGGAGUGUCACAGGUGCUAAAUCGUUUAACUUUUGCAUCCACUUUAUCUCACUUGCGAAGAGUAAGUUGUCCCAAAGGACGUCAAGGGAAGUUGACCAAACCAAGACAACUGCAUAAUUCACAAUGGGGAAUGAUGUGUCCGGCAGAAACACCAGAAGGACAAGCCUGUGGACUGGUGAAGAAUCUAGCCUUGAUGGUCUACAUUACAGUUGGUUCAGCAAAAUAUCGUAUUAUGCAGUUUUUAGAAGAUUGUGGUUCAGAAAAUUUGGAGGAAAUUUCUCCUGCGAGGAUAGCCCAAGCUACAAAAGUUUUCGUAAAUGGUUGCUGGGUGGGCAUUCAUAGUAACCCUGAUAAGUUGGUUGAAAGACUCAGAAAUCUUAGACGUCGGGUUGAUGUUAAUACCGAAGUUGGGGUUGUUAGAGAUAUCCGUCUUAGUGAACUGCGCAUAUAUACAGAUUAUGGUCGCUGCAGUCGUCCUUUAUUCAUCGUGGAUAAACAAAGGCUUCUCAUAAAGAAGAAGGACAUUCAUGAAUUGCAACAAAGGGAAUCAACUGAAGACAGUGGAUGGUCUGGUCUUGUGUCCAAGGGCUUUAUAGAAUAUAUCGACACAGAGGAGGAAGAGACUACUAUGAUUUCCAUGACAAUUAACGAUCUUGUACAAGCAAGGCUCAACCCAGAAGAAGCGUAUUCUGAUACUUACACUCACUGUGAAAUCCAUCCAUCACUGAUUUUGGGUGUAUGUGCUUCCAUCAUACCAUUUCCUGACCACAAUCAGUCUCCUCGUAAUACGUAUCAGUCUGCAAUGGGAAAACAAGCAAUGGGAAUAUAUGUUACCAACUAUCAGCUUCGAAUGGAUACCUUGUCCUACGUAUUGUACUAUCCUCAAAAGCCACUGGUCAUUACAAGAGCCAUGGAGCAUCUUCAUUUUCGUCAACUCCCUGCUGGAAUUAAUGCCAUUGUGGCCAUUGCAUGUUAUUCUGGUUAUAAUCAAGAAGAUUCUGUCAUCAUGAACCAAUCAUCAAUAGACCGUGGCUUUUUUCGGUCUCUGUCUUUCCGUUCAUAUAGAGAUGAAGAGAAGAAAAUGGGAACCCUUGUCAAAGAAGAUUUCGGUCGGCCGGAUAGAGCUACCACCAUGGGUAUGACGCAUGGUUCUUAUGAUAAGUUGGAUGAUGAUGGUCUUGCUCCACCUGGCACAAGAGUGUCUGGUGCGGAUGUUAUUAUUGGAAAGACUACUCCUUUAUCUCAGGAAGAUGCUCAAGGACAAGCUGCUCGUUACUCAAGACGUGAUCGCAGCAGAAGCUUACGCCACAGCGAAACUGGAGUGGUUGAUCAAGUUCUGUUGACAACAAAUGCUGAUGGAUUGAGAUUCGUGAAAGUAAGAGUGAGAUCUGUUCGAAUACCACAGAUUGGUGACAAAUUCAGUAGUAGACAUGGUCAGAAGGGGACAGUUGGUAUGACUUAUACUCAAGAAGACAUGCCCUGGACUGUGGAAGGCAUCACCCCUGAUAUUAUUGUCAAUCCACAUGCUAUACCUUCCCGAAUGACAAUUGGCCAGCUUAUUGAGUGUAUCAUGGGCAAGUUUGCAGCCCAAAUGGGAAAAGAAGGAGAUGCUACUCCUUUUACAGAUGUUACUGUGGAUAAUAUCAGCAAAUCUCUACACAAAUGUGGGUACCAAAUGCGUGGUUUUGAGACAAUGUACCAUGGUCAUACAGGGAGGCGUCUCAGUGCAAUGAUUUUCCUUGGCCCUACCUAUUACCAAAGAUUGAAGCAUAUGGUUGAUGACAAGAUCCAUUCUCGCGGACGAGGUCCUGUGCAGAUUCUUACAAGGCAACCUGCUGAGGGACGCUCACGAGAUGGAGGUCUUCGAUUUGGAGAGAUGGAACGUGAUUGCAUGAUAGCCCAUGGAGCUGCUCACUUCAUGAAAGAAAGAUUGUUUGAUCAAAGUGAUGCAUAUAGGGUCCAUGUGUGCGAACACUGUGGGUUGAUAGCUAUUGCAAAUUUGAAAAAUACUUCUUUUGAAUGUAGGGGCUGCAAGAACAAAACUGACAUUGUUCAGGUUUACAUUCCUUAUGCUUGUAAGCUGCUCUUCCAAGAGCUAAUGUCUAUGGCCAUAGCCCCGAGAAUGCUUACUAAAGAGAUCCAGUCUAUAAAAGAUCACAAGAAGAAAGCUGCCUGAUGAGCAAGUUUGAGAAAAUGACAUGAUCAUUAUGCCAACAAUUAGUAUCAAAGUUGUUGCAGCAGCAACAGUAGAUAUAUUCUGCAUAAGGAAGAUCAUGUCAUACUGUAGAGGUAGAAUAGAAGCAGUAGUAGCAGAAAUAGAUAUAAAAACAGCAGAAGGAAAAGAUGAAACAGAAGCUAACAGAAGCAAUAGUAGCAGAAGCAGCAGUGGAUAACAUGAGUGAGACAGAGAACCAAAUUUUUGCAUACAUUGAAUAGCGGAAUUACCGACCUUACUCAAUAGUAUACAUAUUUUCAAAACUGGUGAAUGAUACUUUCAUUCGCAUCUUACAAGUAAGUUGGUUUUGUUAUGUUGGUAAGUUAUUUGCUGAUGUUCAAAUGCAAUGUAGAUUGUAGUUAUCAAUGUAUUAUGAAGCUUCUCAAA
This is a messenger RNA of Trifolium pratense (red clover), 4843 nucleotides long. RefSeq names its product DNA-directed RNA polymerase II subunit RPB2-like. The coding region runs from base 839 to 4417 and encodes 1192 amino acids. The transcript has 26 exons. NCBI's taxonomy places the organism in Eukaryota, Viridiplantae, Streptophyta, Magnoliopsida, Fabales, Fabaceae. Gene Ontology annotation, cellular component: RNA polymerase II, core complex. Gene Ontology annotation, biological process: DNA-templated transcription. The record is from RefSeq and is a predicted model, not a curated record. Gene Ontology annotation, molecular function: ribonucleoside binding; DNA binding; DNA-directed RNA polymerase activity.